Hylaeus volcanicus is the source of this 7834-nucleotide messenger RNA. RefSeq names its product sodium-independent sulfate anion transporter-like. The coding region runs from base 5688 to 7631 and encodes 647 amino acids. Gene Ontology annotation, cellular component: membrane. Gene Ontology annotation, molecular function: sulfate transmembrane transporter activity. The record is from RefSeq and is a predicted model, not a curated record. Gene Ontology annotation, biological process: transmembrane transport. Lineage: Eukaryota; Metazoa; Arthropoda; Insecta; Hymenoptera; Colletidae. The transcript is spliced from 12 exons.
UUAUUAUUAUUAUUAAUGCAAUUACAUUACGACUAUUAAAAAUUCUGAAAGCAGUUCUUGUUUGAGAUACCCACUUUCUUCGUGAAAGACGUUUACUCUCCUUUGUAUCAGAGAAGCUAACUAUGGUAUUUAGUUGCUAUAAUUAAUUUAACACUAGAAUUACCAAGCCGGUCAAUUUUACCUGUGUACUGCAAACUUAUUUCUAAAGACACUCGAUUAUUAACAUUCUUUUAAUCGCGAUAUUUAAAGGCAAUUAUUGUAACAUAAAAUUCAUUUGACAGACAAAUUAGUUUACUCCUCUCUUCUGUAAUUACAAAAAUAUUGUAGGUACGCACUGAUCUUGGUAGUUUUAGUAUUAACCCUUUGACUCUCAGUCACAUUUUAACGUGAUGCAGUAAUUCGAGAGGUGAUUCUUGGUCACCACCAGUUUGAAUCAACCAGCAGUAAUCCUUGUGUAAGUUUAAUUUCACUAGAACUCGAAGUGUUAAUAAAAUAAUUGUUGAAGGGGUAAGGGUGAUCUGAUUUUCAAAUCUCAAAUUAGAAAUCUCAUCUUCAAAGUCAAUCUAAGCUUAGCAUUUCUGGCAAUAGAAUGCUAAGAAAGCAUCUCGAGUUGCUGGUAGAUACCAGUAAAAAAGGCCUCGAGUGCAAAGGGUCAACCCUUAUUGAACUUAUGUCAUCUUCUAUCUGACAUUAAUAUUUUUACCCUAUCGAAUGUCCUAAUUUGAUGUGACAAUAACUUUUAGUGAAAAAAUGGUAGUUUUAUUAUAGCUUUUUAAUAGCGGAGAAAAGAAGAAAGCGCAUUUUUAACACAAAAAGUGUUAUGCUAGAAAAGAGGUACGUGCUUUUAUAUUAAGUAGUGUGACUUGCAACUGGUUUUCAUGUACGCACCUAGUCAAGUUUAAAACGUUGGCGUACAAUAAGAAUUAAAUUGUACUUAACAAAGACUCCACAACUCAGAAGAGAAUUUCUACGUUAGAGUAUAUUAAUACUAAAUAAUAUGUUAGUUUCUACAUAUUGUUACUAGGUACAACAAAAGUCUGUCACCUCAAAUUGAGCUUUACAAGUGAAUUAUUAACGACAAAGUUAAUAGUUAUUUAUAGAUAAAUACUGAAAUAAAAAAAAUCUAUAAACAUGUUCACUGUAGAUAAAGUGUUAAUAAGUAUCGAGAUUUGUGCAAUAUUCGAGGCCACGAAUCCAAUGAGAGUUAGACCAAGAUCAAGUUAGUCACGACUACUUUUAUGAUUUUAUCAUCAACAUUUUUAUUUACAUAUUCACCACUUUUCAUUCAUUUCCAUGAAAAGUAAUAAAAGACGGUAAAUUUAAUUGGAUUUCUUGUUUGCAAUGAGACAGUUUUACCUGGAAAUCAGAUAAUUAGAUCUUUCUUGAUAUCAUUCAAUAACGAACGGAAUUAUUAUUAUGUAGUUCUAUCUAAAUUCCAAGAACAUCUACGCUACCGUUUUGUUCGUAUUUGCCUUUGUACACCGCUGCAGCAAAUGCACAAAAAGUACAAGUUAAGAAACACGAUAUCGUUUAAAAUAAAUGAAACUACUUAAAAUAUAAAUACAUUGUUUGUAAAAACCUCUCGAGGGAUUCUGACGCAUAUAAAAUAUACAAUAUUAAAGUGAGACAUCAUAAUUGUAUAUUAAAAUCAAAAAAUAAAAUUUAUUUAAAAUUCAUCCCUCGAGAGAUUCAAAUGUAUAAUUUAAUUCUACUCUGGAGGUUCGAUGAAGACCUUAUUGAGAUGAUCCCAACGAUAAACUUUACAACAAAAUGCGUACUUUGUGGACUUCUCAAAUAUUUUGCAUACCAUGUCAAAGACGAUUUACGGAUAACAUAAAACUUUCGAGGCGUCCAAUGAUUUAUGAAGAACCGGUAUCGUCGUACGCGUACGUUCGUUCCACGUGUAACUCUUGUUGAUACUUUGAUAAAGAUCGUGAAACAAGACGGGAAGCCUUGGGUCCUGACCAAUCUCUCCAACGGAAUCACGUAUAAAGCUACUCUAUUUUCAACUCCAGACGCGACCAGGUCGACAAUAAAUGCCUGUGCAAAUAUGCUAUAGAUUAGCGAGAGAAAUCUCAAGAAUGGGGAAACAGUAACACACUCGUUUAUGUUUUAUGUAUCGCGCCUACAACUCAUUAAGAUAUUAUUAUUUACUGCUUAGUUACUUAACUUCCGAUCUACGCGAAGCUUUUACGCGGUUCAGACCCUGGGAGUCCAUUGUAUUAGAGUUUAUAGUUUUAUUGUUGCUUCUCGUAAAGAAAUUUAUUGUGUCUGUAUUUUUAAGAUAUUGUAACGCGUAAAAGUAACGCCUAGGUUUUAAAUGAGCGAAUGUGCGCGUGUUAAGUACCGAGGAGAGUUUGUGUAAAUGCGGUGGAGACCCUGUCUAAGAGGCGCCAGCUCUGGCUUGACCCCAUGAACACUUAUAUUAUUUGUACACUGUGGGUUGUAAUAUUCUCUGAUUGAUUAUGGGACUCGGGACAAGUCUACCGAACCUCUUCUAAAUUUCUAUGUAAUUUUGCUAGUACAGCUGAUUUAUUAAUAAAGGCAGCACUUCUAUUCGCGUAGACAGUAAAAGCGUGACUCCCAUGGCCGUGUUGCUUAAUUAAUAGUACUUAAGAAAAGGCAACAAGCAUUUGUUAAGCAACAUCGCGGAUAAGAAACCUUCCAUUUCGGGUUUACAUGUCAAAGAUACAGACUGUUUCGUUAAUCUUGAGUAGCCUAGCAUCUUUGUUGUGAUAAAGGUAGGUAAAGGUUCUAUUUUUGAUAGAAUGUAAUUUAAACUAUGAAAAAGAUCUCGAUAUAAUUUCAUUAUUUGUUAUUACUGAACUGUGAACUUUAUACAUUUAUAACGUACAAUAAUAUGGAAAACAUACAAAAAAUAUACAUUUAUGGACGUUGAAUAUAUUUUACAAUUAAUAUAAUAAAACUGUUAUUUCAUUUUGCAUCAGUUAACAUAGCUUUUGCUUAUGUUUAGCAUGUAUUUAUUAUAUCAAUUUAUAUCAUAAAUGCAUACAAUCCGCAGUCGAGUUAUUGUUAUAGCUGUUUUUGACACUGCGUAUCAGUUAAUUGAUUUAUAUAUCAAAAUUAAUAUUAUCUUAUCAUAAUAUUAAACUACAUGUAGCUGGAAUAAUUACAAACGAUGAAAUCAUUCUUUCUACUUGUAUGCCAAAUUAUAUUCUGUCACAAAUAAUUAAGCGUUCAGAUACAAAACAAAUAAUACUGAGAAAAUUGAAUCGUUAGCAUACCAUUUGUCUUUCCAAAACAAAUAUCUUUUUCCCUACAAAUUGCCUACACUGGCUUCCAAUUUGCAUUACAUCUCAGAAGUCGUGUAUCAGAAAAUCAUGAAAUUUGGUGUAGCGACUUCUAUAUAUGAACUGUAUUGUAUAUUCUAUAUAUGAUUAGUGGUAGUAAUAGUCGGGUGCCUUUUAGACAGGAAAUUUUCGCUCCUCUUAAAUAGGAUUCACCAUACUAUCUGGGUUACAAUGAGCUUACCCAGCAAUCUGUUUGAAAUAUUUAUGUACAUCUUUUCUGAUGAAGAAUACUUGUAUUUUCCUUUAAAAGAAGAAAUGCAGUAACUCAUGUCUCUAGAAACUUUGUAUUUAAUAAUUGAAUUAAUCGAAAUUAAAUUUUAUUUAAUAGCUACAGAUUUACAACGUUUCUUCUUUUAUUUUGUAGCUACGUGUUCGCGUUGUUUAUGCAACAAAGGGUGGUCCACGCAACGUGUGCACCUUUAUAACUUCCAAAAUAUGCGUUGCUGGAGAAAAUGUUAUAUGUAUACAAAAGUUGCAUGGCUUAAAAGGGUACACUACGUAGUGAGUUAAUUUUUUGUACAUGUGACGUUUAGGAGAUUUAAACCUUUGCGGUCGUAUGUCUGCUCUCAGCCAUCACAACAAAGAACCGUACUAAUCUUAUGUUGUAUUCCGCAGACUGAAAAGAUUAAAGCUGUUAGACAAUAGUAAUAGAUUCUAAGAUAUUAGUGUAAUAAUAGAUUAAUGGAAAGAUUAAUGAAAAGAUCAUUAGUAAUUAUAUUAAGUUAUACAAGAAUAUGUGAACCAGUGGGUGGAAUAUCUGCAUGUUAAAUUUUUCAAAAACAAAUAUAUUGAAUAUCGUUAUUUUUUCUGUAACAGAUUGUAAUAAAUACCAAAUAAUCGAAAAUACUUGGUAGAAUUCCAAGUAAUAUUUUACAAAUUGUGUUUAAGUGUAAUGAGGGAUUAUGGUUUCUUAAAAUAUUUCAAAAACAAUACUCCAAAAUGGCAAUAAGAAAGUUGAAGAAAGUUACCGAAAGAUACCACAUGAUGGAGAACUAUAAAAUAUAAUGUUUACAUAAAAACGUUACAUUAAAACACAUUAUUGUGUAAACAUAUAUAUCUAAAGUCUACAAAAGAAUGAAUAAAUCUUGUUUAUCCUUCAUAAGCUUGCAUAUUAUGUAUCACUGCUCGUUCUUGGGAAAUUAAUUCCGACCAGAGCAAUAGCCAUGCCUAAAUUUAAUACGACCGUAAAGGAUUAAAGGACAACUUUGUCGCUUUAAAUAGAAUACUGUAUUUUGUAUACAAAAAUAUGAAUCAAAUUCCAAAUAAAAAAGUGUUGACCUUUGUUAGCCCUAAGCCUAAUAGGCAGUAAUUGUCCCGAGUAAUUUCACGAGUGAUUUCACUUUAUUACUCGAACAUUUUCUUCGCGUAAUAUCAAGUCGGAGGUUCAACCUUAUCGGAGAUUUUCCACAGGACAGCGAUGUUUACGUAACAAUGUUUAUCGACGCGACACCAUCUAUCACGACCCGCAAUCUUCUAUCGUGUUCGUGAUCCAGUAUUGAAGUUACCUUCGAUGUUGCGUGUAAUUACCAGACAGAUAAAAGAAAAAUUGAAAUUUUGUAACGGUGAAGAAAAUGAUAUGCUUUCAGUUUAUGGUGGCUGGCAUAAAGAUGCAGUAAGAGCCAAAGUUAUGUAUGCUGAGAGGUAUCCUGAAAGGUAUAUUCUGAACUGAAAUCAGUAUUUGAGAGAUUGUCUGAAUCGCUUUGACGAACCGGAAGUUCUGUUACUAAACGUAGCAAAACGUGCUACUUCAGACAAAAAUAAGAUUGCGGUCCUAGCAGCGAUAACAAAAAAACCCCGUAUGAGUACACUGCAGAUUUCAAGAGGAUCUGAAAUUCCCAAAACAAGUGUACUACGAAUUCAACAUAAAGAAAAACAUCAAUUGAAUCACCUAGCACUUCAUCAUAGCACUUUUUAGCUCCAUGGCUGUAAACGUCGCUGUUCUAAGGAAACUUGUCAUAAAUAGACUCCGGAUCUCCAUGCAAAAUCAAAUCUUGGCAAACGUACCUACAAAAAUUGAACCUAAAUAGAAAUUUAGUUCAAUAAUAUCUCUAUGAAGGAUUCGUGGCUGAAUAAUCCAGUGAUUCAGCUUUCUGUUGCCAAAGCUCAGAACAAACGCCUGGCACCGGCAACAGGCACAAUCGAGCGAUAACAAUUUGAAACCCGUGAAAACACUCCAAUAGGAAGAUAGUACAGCAUCAAUGUUUGCGGUCUGUGAGCAUAGUGCGGGCAACGUGCGAGCAUCAGUUUGCGAUACGGUCGCACCAAGUUGACGACUGUAGUUCCUCCCGUGAGUUCGGUUAACAUCAUUGAAACGAUAUCGGGAGGAUCCCGACGGACGUCUGACUGGAAACGCGUGCUCUCUUCGAUAUCGAAGCAAUGCCAGUACCCGAUAAGGAUUCUGUUAGUCUGGAAACAGAAUCAGAAAAGAAACAGAAUUAUUCAAUUGCCAAGUACGUAACUAUAUUAAGUUGGUUGCCGAAUUAUACCCGAUUGGAUGCUAUCUCGGAUUUGGUGGCUGGAGUGACUCUAGGACUAACGCUCAUUCCUCAGAGUAUCGCUUACGCUGCACUAGCAGGUCUGACGGCACAGUAUGGACUCUACUCUUGCUUCGUGGGCGCUUUUAUAUAUAUUAUUUUUGGGACAAUCAAAGAGGUAUCAAUUGGACCUUCGUCUUUGAUGUCCAUCUUAACUUUGGAAUACACUAGAAACAUGCCUGUGGACUUUAUCGUGCUUUUCACUUUUCUGGCUGGAUGCGUAGAAUUGCUGAUGGGGAUACUACAUUUAGGGUUCUUAGUAGACUUCAUAUCCAUACCUGUUACAUCAGGAUUCACAUCAGCCACUUCUAUUAUUAUAAUCGUGGCUCAGUUGCAAGGGCUUCUGGGAUUGAAGUUCAAGGCAUCCAGCGUUGUUGCAGAUCUAAUCAAGAUAUGUCAAAAUAUUAAAAACAUUCGUGUACCAGAUAUGACUCUUGGACUUUGCAGUAUAGCCUUUCUUCUAUCUUUCAGAAAAUUAAAAGAUCUGGAUCGCUGCUUUUCCAAUAACAAACAAAAGGGAAAUGACAAAGAAAGUGUUUUAAAAAAGAUCUUGUGGUUUCUUCCUAUCUGUCGCAAUGCUUUGGUGAUACUAAUAACUUCCACGAUAGCAUUCUAUCUCGAAAGAGCAGGAUCAACCCCAUUUAUUCUUUCAGGAAGGAUACAAUCAGGACUUCCUACGGUAUCCUUGCCACCAUUUUCAUCGCAAGUGGGAAAUCAAACUUACACUUUCUUCGACAUGUGUUAUCAUUAUGGAACAGGGAUAAUCGUGUUACCUCUUGUGUCAGUGUUAGCGAAUGUGGCUAUUGCCAAAGCAUUUGCGAGCGGCAAGACCCUAAACGCGACGCAAGAAAUGCUAACACUUGGUUUGUGUAAUAUAUUUGGGAGCUUAUUUUCAGCUAUGCCAAGUACCGGAGCGUUCACGAGAAGUGCUGUAAUUUCUGCCAGCGGUGUCCGAACACCUCUGGCUGGCAUAUAUGUUGGUAUCAUGGCGUUAUUGGCGUUAAGCUUUUUAACUCCAUACUUUUAUUAUAUUCCACGUGCCACGCUUGCAGCAGUGUUGAUAAGCGCUGUAGUGUUCAUCAUUGACUUGAAGAUAAUAAAGCUACUCUGGAAUGGAAGCAAAAAGGAUGCCUUCGCUGCAAUAGUUACAUUCUUAGUUAGCGUCUCUUUAGGAGUGGAAAUAGGACUUUUAACUGGCGCCCUAUUUAAUGUAAUUUUCCUCCUUCGACCAUCUGCAAGGCCAAACAUUGAAGUAUUACAAUGCAAGACUCAACAUGGAGACAAAUACGUAAUGAUCAAACCAGAUGCUGGACUUCUUUAUCCUGCUGCUAACUAUUUUUGUAAUAACGUAAUCGAAAUUGUUCAAAAAUAUGAUAAAAAUGACAUGGUAUUCAUUAUUAAUUGCGAAAGGAUACAAACUAUUGAUUAUUCAGCGAUAAAGGGAAUUGAAAUACUAUCGAGAAGUAUGAAUACGGAAAAAAAGAAACUAUGGUUCUUGAACGUUAAUUCAGAAGUGUCUCAAAAUAUCCAAAUUCUUGGUAAUAAUAAAUACUUUUGCUUCAUUGACGAAGAAGACAAAAUAUCCUGUAUAUUUUACGAUGAUACAAUAACGACAAAUAGAGAAGAAGUGAAAGAAAAACUUUUAGAAAAUGUUGUAGAAAGGGCAACGUUUACUCUCAUAAAUGAUAGAGACUGUUCACAGACAAUUGACAAAUGUGUAGAAAAUGUUGAUGACGGUCCCGAAGAAAUUGCAUUAAUGUCGACGUUAUCAUCUAAAACAAAAUAAAAAUAAAAACUGAAUCGACUAUUAAUUCGAAUCAAUAUUUCGUCGAAACAACGAAUAUCGAGAAUAAAGAUAAAUAAUUGUUCUUUGUCUUCGAAAAGGAGGAGGUUACUCUAUUCAAUAUGUAUAUAUAUAUUUUUUUCUUCUUCUAAAUGUCCAUCAACUUCGAAAACGAAAGAGUUAAUAAAAUUUGAUAAAUAACGUGA